AUAACUUCUAGUUUCACUUUCAGAUUAUACGAAACUGCAGUAAAAAGUCUAUCCGUGUGACUAGAAGGAAUAACAGAAUUUAACACGUUUGUGAAAUGAAAAGUCGAAUUAAAACAGGAUGCAGGUUCACUGACAUGACGUGAAAUGAGGAAGAGUUCACAAAAGGAAGAGUUCACUAUAUUGUGGAGAAAGUCAGCUCCGGAUAAAGCAGCUUUGUGAGCAGGCAGUUACGUCUUGCAGUUAUGGACAUUGUACAUCUGUGUCAAAUGAGGAGUUACGUUACAGACGUCAUGGAAAGCUGCGAUGAAUUUUAUUGAGUCAUUCCAUCAGAAAGUUUAUUGUGCAUUCCUAGAAAAUACCACAUACUUCAGAAAGCAGCAUAUGCUACAUGUGAAGCGGAAUCAUGUGUGCAAAGCAGCUGGUGCUAAGGCAGAGAACAGAACUGUUGGGAGCACUGUGCUGUGGUUUCACUGCAGAACCUUUGGAUUGUGUAAUUGACCUGCUGCUGUCCUGGGACGUCCUCAUUUGGGAAGACUACCACAAUGUUCAGUGUCUCACUAAGCCCCUCUGCUCCAAAACCAGAGACCUUCUGGAUUUAGUGUACACCAAAGGAGAGCAGGCCUGCAGCCUGCUGCUGGCAGCUUUUGAUCAAGUCCUACCUGAGGCCCAGAAAGCCGGACUUUGCUUGGGGAAAGGUCAUUUAAAGCUAGGGGAUAGCAAGAAGACUCCAACAAGCGCCAUUGAGGCUUUGUUGGUUGACAGACCAGCAUUGGUAAAAAAGAUUCGGGACCAUGUCGAUGGUGUGUUGGAUGCUCUGAUGGAAGCCGGUUGCUUUACUUCCCAAGACUGUGAUGAAGUGAUGUUACCUGUGUAUACGCUCUCACAGAAGGUUAGAAAGCUGUUAGACCAAGUGAGGUUCAGAGGGGAGGCCGCUGCCAAGACUUUACUUCAGUAUGUAGAGCACAUAGACAGUAAGCCACAAUGUGUGAAAGAGGAAAGGCAACUCUCGACUGAAUGCAUCGACUACAAGAAGAAGCUUCGCAGCUCUGUCGACGCUCAGUCACGCUUGCUCAGCACAUAUGGUGGAACAGGAAGAUUUUCCUUAGAUAAUAUCUAUACCGAUGGCAUUCUUGAAGCGGUGCAAAGAGAGAGAGAGGUUACAGCUCUGAGGCUACAGGAUGUGGUGGGUCUGCUCGGCACUAUUAAUGAGGAAGCAGAUACGAUACUUGUUUCUGGUGAAGCAGGUACUGGAAAGAGUACCUUGCUGCAGAGGCUCCAUCUGCUAUGGGCCGAAGGUACCUUGUUGACAGACAUACUCAUGCUGUUCCCUUUCAGUUGCCGUAAACUGAAUGCUGAGAAAAAGAUACUCUCCUUAAAAGAGCUCUUGUUCCAGCACUGCUGCUGGCCAGACCGGGGACAAGAUAAAAUUUUCCAGUUCAUUCUUGAUCAUCCUCAACUAGUCCUUUUCACCUUUGAUGGACUUGAUGAGUUUAGGCAGAGCUUCACAGAUGAAGAGCGACAUUGCUGCCCCACACAGCCAGCACCGAUACACAUUCUGCUUUUCAACUUGUUUCAGGGUACCUUAAUGAAAGGUGUGAAGAAGGUGGUAACUAGCAGGCCCCAUGCAGUGAGUCCAUCUAUGAAGCAGUAUCUCUGCAAGGAAGUCCUGGCCAAGGGUUUCUCUCCUGUCGGAAUUGACCACUUUGUAAGGAAACACCACAAUGAUGCCAACAUAGCUACUCGGGUUGUAGAAGCCCUCAAGGCUAACACAGCCCUUCUUGGUCUCUGCCAUAUUCCUGUCUUCUGCUGGAUUAUAUCAAAGUGUUACAAAGAGUUGCUCGGAUGUGGGGAGGGCAUCCCUCAGACAGUCACCGAUGUGUACCUCAUGGUUCUGAAGCAUUUCAUUCAGAAGCGAGUGCCAGAGCAAUAUAGCACUUUGGGAAAAGGAUGGUUACAGGAACAUCAAGAGAUGGUGAGAAGACUAGGACAGUUGGCACUUGACGGCUUAAAGACUUCCUGUUACUUAUUCACAGAGCCAGACUUGCAGAAAUGUAGCAUCACACAGCAAGACCUUGGUCUAGGAUUUCUUAUACACUGCAAGGAUUUCUCAGACUAUGCUGACUACAAACAUUUUGAGUUCCUGCAUAUUACACUGCAGUGCUUUUUUGCUGCUCUCUAUAUUGUUCUCAACAACAAUGACAACUGCUCUGUCAUCCUAAACCUCUUCCAGUCUGACUGCAAGCAGACAGCACAUUUUAAUCACAAAAACUGUUUUGCACAAUGCUUGAAGCCUGUAGUUGAUGACUGUGUUGCAGAGAUCCCGAACCUACAGAUCACCUCAGAGUUUGUUGCGGGACUUCUGUCCCGGCGCCAUCGCAAUCUGAUCGUACAAUCCUGUCCGGCUGCAUUGCUCGAGAAAAAAUACAAGCAAAUCAUGAAGUGUUUGUCGAAGGGGUUACAAAAACAUUUUAAAUCAAUUCCGCCGCCGGUGAAGAGUGAAAAAAAGAGCAUGCAUGCCAUGCCGGGUUUCGUUUGGCUCAUUAAAUGCAUCUACGAGAUGCAGGAAAGUGAGAUUGCUAAGGAUGCAGUGGCCAAACUAGAAGUCGAGCACUUCAAGUUAAUAUACUGUAAUAUUGGGCCUGUGGAAUGCACUGCUCUGGCUUUCGUACUCAGGUACCUGCAGAAUCCUGUCGGAAUACAGCUGGACUUCAACUCAGUGGGGGAUGUGGGAUUGGAACAACUCCUGCCAUGUCUUCAUAUCUGUCACUCCCUCUACUUGAGGAACAACAACAUAUCGGAUGAAGGAAUACGCAAACUUGUUGAGAAGGGAGUGCACUGCGAGUGCUUCAAGAAAGUAGCGCUGUUCAACAACAAUCUAACAGACGACUGCACGAAGUAUUUUGCACAGCUGCUUAAGGCAAAGAAUAACUUCCUCGCAUUAAGACUCGGAAACAAUAAGAUCACAUCGCAGGGGGCUGAGCAGCUAGCAGAAGGGCUGAGGUGCAACACAUCACUGAAGUAUCUUGGGUUGUGGGGAAAUAAGAUUGGAGACAGAGGAGCUGAGGCUUUAGCGGACGCACUGAAGGAGAACACGACGCUGAUAUGGUUAAGUCUGGCGGAUAACGGUGUCGGCAGCGAAGGAGCACGUGCCUUGGCAGAACUUGUUAAGAGAAGCACAACACUCGAGGAGCUCUGGCUGAACCAAAACUGCAUUAGAAGGGAUGGUGUAGAGAGUCUAAUUGAGGCUUUGAAAGUGAGCGCUACUGUUAAGGAAGUGUGGUUGAGAGGAAACAACCUGAGCAUGGAGGAUGUGAAGGAACUUAGUGGGCAAGAAAGCAGACUGAUCUUCUAAAGGUGAAAGGAAAGAACAGAUUCUUCAAAUGCUACGAUUUGUGUGCUGUUUAGCCAUUUAAAUACACACACACACACACACACACACACACACA
Molecule: messenger RNA, 3446 nt
Organism: Tachysurus fulvidraco (yellow catfish)
Lineage: Eukaryota; Metazoa; Chordata; Actinopteri; Siluriformes; Bagridae
Gene: nod2
Product: nucleotide-binding oligomerization domain containing 2
Exons: 11
Coding region: 404-3352 (982 amino acids)
Biological process (GO): response to muramyl dipeptide; positive regulation of canonical NF-kappaB signal transduction; defense response to bacterium
Cellular component (GO): cytosol
Molecular function (GO): protein binding
Source: RefSeq, a predicted model, not a curated record